Onychostruthus taczanowskii (white-rumped snowfinch) is the source of this 1719-nucleotide messenger RNA. RefSeq names its product centromere protein W (gene CENPW). The transcript is spliced from 3 exons. Gene Ontology annotation, biological process: chromosome segregation; mitotic cell cycle; kinetochore assembly. The record is from RefSeq and is a predicted model, not a curated record. Gene Ontology annotation, cellular component: nucleoplasm; kinetochore. Gene Ontology annotation, molecular function: DNA binding; protein heterodimerization activity. NCBI's taxonomy places the organism in Eukaryota, Metazoa, Chordata, Aves, Passeriformes, Passeridae. The coding region runs from base 60 to 290 and encodes 76 amino acids.
GCGGCGGAUUCGAACGGCGGAGGGAGCGAGGGCGGUGCGGGAGCGGCGGGAGGAGGAGGAUGAAGAGUAUGGCGCCCCGCAACACUUUGCGGAAAAUUAUAAAGAAGCAUAAGCCGCAGUUACGCCUGGCGGCGAACUCCGACCUACUGGUUCAUUUGACUUUCUUAUUGUUUCUCCAUCGGCUAGCAGAAGAAGCCAGGACAAAUGCUUUUGAGAACAGAAGUAAAAUAAUAAAACCUGAGCACACCAUAUCUGCAGCAAAGGUUAUUUUAAAGAAAAGCAGAGGCUAGAAAACAGAUCACUGGAAUUUUAAAACACAUUUUUCAAUCUUUUAUGACUGACUUGAUUUAUGCUGCGAGCCAGCUUUAGCCUUGUGGAACCAUGUAGUUUUGUUGACAUCUAUCUCCUGACUGACUAGCUUGCUGUUUCUUAAAAAAAAAAUUAAAAAAUCUCAGACUGUAUAUUUUCAUACAUUUCAUGCAUAAUUUUAUGUGUGUCACUUGUCACUUAAGACUUUUGAUGUACUUUUUUUCAUAAUGAUGGAGGAAUGCUUGUACCAUGGAUACCCUUUGGGUACAAUGUGGCAUUUAUUAUUAAAAGUAUGAAACUUCUUAAGGGGAAUAUUUAUUAAAAAAAAUUAAAAACAACACAGGUUUCACUGAAUCUAGUAUAGAUUGUGCAGUUCAGAGCAGAUUUACUAGCUAAACAAAAUUAUGGCUUUCAAAACCAUCAUUGUAGAAACAAGUGUAUUAAAUACCUUGUCUUCAGUUUGUUUAUAAAUGUCUUGAUAAUUUUAAAAUUACUUUGACAAGUAGGUUGAAACUUCUGUGUUCUGGGGAAAGAAUACAUAGUUGGUAUUUUAAAUCAUGGUUUGAACUGUUAAGCUGACCUGUUUGAUGUGGUACAUGAGACAACUUCGUGGCCUGUAAUUCAGUUGGUGUGGACAGAUACACAGGUUAUGGAAAAGGAAAGAUCUGGCACAGCUGAUGUUUUCGAAGUUAGAUCUUGUAAAAAUAAAAAAGAUAAGUUGGCAUGAGUGCCAGGCUAUUUCCUUCUCUCUCUUGUGUAUCAUGCUAACUUGUCAAAAGCUUUAUAUAAAAAUGUCUUCCUAAAUUAAGGUCAUAUUCUGUUCCUAUUCUGAUAUUUGUAAUAAUUUACUGAACACUUUGCUUAAUAAAUAUAUUAAUGAAUUAUAGAUUAAUUUUGCAGUUCAAGCUGAUAAUGCAGUUUUGUGGAAUAUAUGGUAGCUAAUCCUUGAUACGCGCAGUGAGCUGUUCUUAAAAUAAAGAGUCUUCUGGUCUUAAAGAAACUGUGGCGAUGCCAGUACUUAUAAUUUCAUAUCAUGUCCAUGUACUUUUUAAAAUGCCGUAUAACCUUUGAAAAGUCAUCCUCUUCCAGUAUGCAGAAAGGAAGGAAGGAAGGAAGCAUUACUCUCCUGCUUUGCUUGACUCACAGAGCUUGGUGCAUCUGCCUUCUUGAAAGGGUUGACUAGAUUCUUUGUUCUGCGUUUUCUUCUCUUACUCCCUUGGAAUCCACAAGGAAGGCCAAGAACAUACACGUGUAGAAGAUAUGUGGACUUAAUAAUCUUAAGUACAUUCUCAGGAAUAAGGAAGAUCUGACUAGGUAUUUAUAUUUUUAUUUGUAAUUACUGUCUUUGAUUUAACAAUUUUAUUGCAACACUCGAUUUUCCUUAGAAAUGUUUUCAUUUUCCAUGAAAUA